Hordeum vulgare subsp. vulgare (domesticated barley) is the source of this 3250-nucleotide messenger RNA. RefSeq names its product threonine--tRNA ligase, chloroplastic/mitochondrial 2. Gene Ontology annotation, biological process: threonyl-tRNA aminoacylation; Rho protein signal transduction. The record is from RefSeq and is a predicted model, not a curated record. Gene Ontology annotation, cellular component: cytoplasm; chloroplast stroma; mitochondrion. Lineage: Eukaryota; Viridiplantae; Streptophyta; Magnoliopsida; Poales; Poaceae. Gene Ontology annotation, molecular function: threonine-tRNA ligase activity; protein binding; ATP binding.
ACCAACGUGCCAAGAAGAGCCCAACGCCCGCCACACGCUCCCACCCGGACCUCGGCGCCGCCCGGCCGACCCGAAUGGCGACUCUCUCCGCCCCCUUGCUCCGUUCCCACCACCGUCACCUCCCCGUCACCUCAUCGCCGCGCCGCUGCUCGACCGCCGCCGCCUUCCCGCGCGGCUUCGCUCCCCUCGAACCCCUCUCCUCCCGCCGGCCCUCACGCACCGCCGCCCGCUCUGCCUCAACCUCGGCAGCGGCACCGGAGGCUGCGGAGGCAACGGGACACGCGGCCCAGGCCGAAACGGCCGGGGAGGAGGAGGUGGAGGCGCGGGUCGUGCUGCCCACUAACGAGUCCUCCGAGAACCUGCUGCGCAUCCGCCACACCUGUGCCCAUGUCAUGGCCAUGGCCGUACAGAAGCUGUUCCCCAACUCCAAAGUGACCAUAGGCCCCUGGAUAGACAAUGGCUUCUACUACGACUUCGACAUGGAGCCGCUCACGGAUAAGGACCUCAAGAAGAUCAAGAAGGAGAUGGACCGAAUCAUUCGACGGAACCUCCCAUUGGUGAGGGAGGAGGUGUCCAGGGAAGAGGCUCAGAAGAGGAUCCAAGCGCUUAACGAGCCAUAUAAGCUGGAGAUUUUGGAGAGAAUUAAGGAAGAACCCAUCACAAUUUAUCACAUUGGAGAAGAGUGGUGGGAUCUGUGUGCUGGCCCUCAUGUUGAGUCUACUGGCAAGAUACAGAGAAAGGCUGUUGAGCUCGAGUCUGUUGCUGGUGCUUACUGGAGAGGUGAUGAGAAUAAUCAAAUGCUACAAAGGAUAUAUGGGACUGCAUGGGAGAGUGAAGAUCAAUUGAAGGCUUACAUCCACUUCAAAGAGGAGGCCAAGCGCAGAGACCAUCGGCGACUAGGUCAGGACCUUGAUCUGUUCUCUAUACAGGAAGAUGCUGGCGGGGGUUUAGUAUUCUGGCAUCCAAAAGGUGCUAUUAUCAGACACAUUUUAGAAGAUUCGUGGAAACAAACUCACCUGCAACGUGGUUAUGAUCUAUUGUACACUCCACAUGUUGCGAAGGCUGAUCUCUGGAAGAUUAGUGGACAUAUAGAUUUCUACAAAGAGAACAUGUACAACCAAAUGGAUGUAGAAGAUGAGCCGUAUCAACUUCGGCCCAUGAAUUGCCCUUACCACAUCUUGGUAUACAAGAGAAAGCUACAAUCAUACAGGGAUUUACCCAUCAGAGUGGCAGAGCUUGGAACUGUCUACAGAUAUGAGCUCUCUGGUGCUCUGCAUGGGCUGUUCCGCGUAAGAGGGUUUACACAGGAUGAUGCCCACAUAUUUUGUCUCGAGGACCAGAUAAAAGAUGAAAUUAGAGGAGUUCUUGAUUUAACUGAAGAAAUACUGGGGCAGUUUGGCUUCCGGAAUUAUGAGGUAAACCUUUCAACCAGGCCAGAAAAAUCUGUUGGCAGUGACGACAUAUGGGAAAAGGCAACAAUUGCUCUGAAAGACGCGCUGGAUGAUAAAGGUUGGGGGUACACGAUUGAUGAAGGGGGAGGUGCUUUCUAUGGUCCGAAAAUUGAUUUGAAAAUUGAGGAUGCUCUUGGAAGAAAAUGGCAAUGUUCCACUGUGCAGGUUGACUUCAAUUUGCCUGAACGGUUUGACAUCACUUAUGUUGACUCGCAUACUGAGAAGAAACGACCUAUCAUGAUUCAUAGAGCCAUCCUUGGGUCUUUGGAGCGUUUUUUUGGCAUCCUCAUUGAAAACUAUGCUGGUGAUUUUCCACUUUGGCUUGCUCCAACCCAAGCCCGUAUUCUACCUGUCACAAACAAUGAGUUGCAGUACUGUAACGAGGUGGCUUCGGAGCUGAAAUCAAGAGGUAUCCGCGCCGAGGUAUGCCACGGCGAGCGUCUGCCGAAGUUAAUCAGAAACGCCGAAACACAAAAGGUGCCGCUGAUGGCUGUCGUUGGCCCCAAGGAAGUCGAGGCCAGGACGCUCACCAUCAGGCGGGGACCCGACGACCCGAUUGAUUGGGGCGUCACUCGCUGCGGAUGGGACGGCGUCGUGGGGAUCUAUGAUUGGAGCGUGAUGGACGGACCGAAUUUUACCGGGCAAGUCGACAACACCUGGGACAAAAACCUGCAGAUUGGGGCACACUGGGAUAGACUUGUCAUCUUCCUGGGUGGAAGAAAGACGGAGAGACGUAGAUCACCUCCGGAGGAGGCCAAGGAGUGCGCGGCGGUCGCGGAGCACGGCAGCGGCAACGGCAACGGCGGGGGUGACGCCGCGCCGCAUUGCGGCAAGGGCGUGGAGGAGGAGGACGAGGAGGACGGCGAGAAGGUCCCCGAGCACAUCGACCUCGGCCCCAUCCUCAGCAUCAAGGACCAGCUGGAGAAGGACAAGGACGACGAGAGCCUGCGGAGGUGGAAGGAGCAGCUCCUCGGCAGCGUGGACUUGAACUCCGUCGGAGAGACGCUGGAGCCGGACGUGAAGAUCAUGAGCCUGUCCAUCCAGUCCCCGGGGCGGCCGGACAUCUUCCUGCCGCUGCCGGCGGAGCCGAGCGGCAAGGGGGUGUGGUUCACCCUCAAGGAAGGCUCCCCGUACAAGCUCAAGUUCACCUUCUCCGUCAGCAACAACAUCGUCUCCGGCCUCCGCUACACCAACACCGUCUGGAAGACCGGCAUCAAAGUGGACAGCGCCAAGGAGAUGCUGGGCACAUUCAGCCCGCAGCCGGAGCCGUACGCGUACGUGACGCCGGAGGAGACCACGCCGUCCGGGAUGUUUGCCCGGGGAUCCUACUCUGCCAAGACCAAGUUCCUGGACGACGACCGGAAGUGCUACCUGCAGAUCAACUACACCUUCGACAUACGCAGGGAGUGGCCGUCGUCAGGCUGAGCCCGAUUUGUCCGGUGGCUGCCGAAGUGCCUGCCUGCCUGCCUGGGUUACUGCUGUUACCGUUGCCGUUGAAGCAGAUCGGUCUUUGUUUCGUUUGCAGUUUUACUAUUCCUGCCUGUUUUUCGUGGUUGCCGUUGCCUUAGGGCUCUUGUCUCCUGUGGUGCGUGCGUGCGUGCGUGCGUGCGUGUAAAUUGGUUCGGUUGUUUAUGUGUAAAAUGUCAGUGCGUCCGUCUGUGUGUGAGAGAGCGCUUUGCCAAUUGUCAGGGUCUGUUUUAAGGAACGAACUGUAAUAUUGACUUCAUGUAAUGCACCAGAGCGACGCAGCUGCACGCACUUCGUGUAAUGCUCGAGAAAGAAAGAAUAUUUGCCACUCA